Sphenostylis stenocarpa is the source of this 2364-nucleotide messenger RNA. NCBI's taxonomy places the organism in Eukaryota, Viridiplantae, Streptophyta, Magnoliopsida, Fabales, Fabaceae. The record is from the annotation of a GenBank genome assembly.
AUGGAAUUCGCGUCUUCUUCAUUCGAUGUGCUCAUCAACUUUACCGGCGAAGACAUCCGUAGGAAGUUCGUUUCUCAUCUCGAUUCUGCCCUCUCAGCUGCUGGAUUGACCACUUUCCUUCACGGGGAGAAUCUAGUCAAAUCCAUACAGCUACAAGAUCUAACACAACCAAAAGAAUUGUGUCGGGUAGCGAUAGUUGUUUUCACCGAAACCUAUGCUGAAUCUGCUUGGUGUCUUCAUGAGCUUCAACAAAUCAUUAGAUGGCAUGAAACUUAUUGCCGGCAUGUUCUGCCCGUAUUUUACGGAAUUAAGCCUUCUGAUGUACGUCUUCAGAAAGGUGAUUUUGGAAAAUCCUUGAAAGAAACUGCACAAGAAACAUUUUCAGAGCAACAAGUGGAACAUGCCUUAUCCAGGUGGAGCAGCGCACUCACCAAAGCAGCAAAUUUCUUUGGAUGGGAUGAGAGCAAUUACAGGAGUGAUGCUGAACUAGUGAACAAAAUUGUUAAGAGCGUUCUUAAUUUACCAAUCUUGACUGCUACCAAAUUUCCAGUUGGCUUACAGUCCCAUGUGGAAAAACUGAUUCGAUAUAUUAAAAAUACACAAGUCACUACUAUAAUAGGGAUAUGGGGAAUGAGAGGAGUGGGUAAAGCCACCGUUGCCAAAGCCGUCUACAACCAAAUUCAUGGUACAUUCAUAUACUAUGUUACAGAGAUACUAAAUGGCUGUGGACUACAUGCUGAUAUUGGAAUAACAGUUCUCAUAGAGCGUAGUCUCAUAAAAGUUGAUAAGAACAACAAACUAAGAAUGCAUCCUUUGCUGCAAGACAUGGGUAGAGAGAUUAUUCUUAGAAGUUCAACUACGGAACGUGAGAAGCGCAACCGACAGUUUGCUGAUGAUGUAAAAUGUGUAGUGACAAAGAAUAAUGGAACAGAAGCUAUUGAAGGAUUGGCUCUGAAGUCACCAUUAUCAGUCGGAUCUAGGUUGAAAAUUUUUGCUUUGCAGAAAAAACCGAUAUUGAGACUGUCGGAUAUUGACUCUCUACUACUGAGUAGAGACUAUCCGAACCUUUCUAAGCAACUGAGAUGGAUCUUUCUUCUAGGGUUUCCUUUAAAAUUUAUUCAUAAAAACUGUGAUAUGGAAGGUGUAAUUGCGAUUCAUUUCAAAUGCAGUAAUCUUAGACGACUCUGGAACGAACCACCGGUUUUAGGGUGGCUAAAGUUCCUCAAUCUAAGCCACUCCAAGUACUUGACAGAAACAUCUGACUUUUCAGGACUACCAAGUCUUGAAAAGCUCAUUCUCAAAGAUUGUCCAAGUUUGUGCAAGGUACACCAAUCCAUAGGAGAUCUCUGCAAUCUACUACUCAUGAAUUUGAAGGACUGUAUAAGUCUUAGCAAUCUCCCCAAAGAGGUAUAUAAGUUGAAAUCUUUAAAAACUCUCAUCCUUUCUGGUUGUUCCAAGAUUGAAAUUUUGGAAGAAGAUAUAAUGCAGAUGGAAUCCUUGAUAACACUAAUUGCUGAAAAUAAAGCAGUGAAACAAGUGCCCUUCUCAAUUGUAAGCUCAAAAUGCAUUGGAUAUAUAUCCUUACGUGGAUUUGAAGGAUUGUCACACAAUAUUUUUCCUUCUAUCAUUCGGUCUUGGAUGUCACCAACAAUGAAUCCCCUAUCUUAUAUUAGUCCGUUUUGCAUGGAUAUGGAGCAUAAUAAUUUGGGAGACCUUGUGCCAUUGUUUAGCAACCUUGCAAAUCUUCGAAGUAUUUCUGUUCAAUGUGACGCGGAGCUUCAACUAUCUAAGCAAGUAAAAACAAUUCUUGUCGAUUACAGAGUAAAUUUUACAGAAUUAAGGAUUUCAAAGCAUCACUUGAGGUUUUCUUUGAUUGCUGUUGGACGAUGCAAUGAAUUCUUCUACUCUCUCAAUGAUAGCAUAUAUAAGGCAUUCUCAAGGAGUGAAUCUUGUGAUCUUUGUCUGCCAGGUGACAACCACCCUUAUUGGUUAGCCCAUGGGAGUGAGGGAAAUUCAAUUUAUUUCACUAUGCCUCAGGACUGUGACGUAAAAGGAAUGGCUUUGUCUGUUGUUUAUUUGUCAACCCCUGAGACCAUGGCAACUGAAAGUCUUACAAGUGUCUUAAUUGUUAACUACACAAAGUGCACAUUCCAGAUACAUAAGCAUGGUACAGGAAUUUCCUUCAAUGAUAAAGAUUGGGAGGGCAUAAUAUCAAAUUUAGGUUCUGGAGACAAGGUGGAGAUUUUUGUGACUCUGCCUCAUGGAUUGGUGGCUAAGAACACAGCUGUGUAUCUGAUAUAUGGUGUACCAGUGAAACAAGUGAUAUAUGGAGAAAACAAAUGCCCUACAUAUAUAUAUUCAUGA